UUGCUCUUAUUUUAACCUUGUAAUUAGAGCAUCAGCGUCCUUCCCACUGGAGGUGAAGCCCAUCCCCGCCCCUCCUGAGCAGCCACCAGCGUAAAAUCCAGCGCCAGCUCGCAAAUGAGCGACAGACCCGGCAGCCAGGGAGCAUGCACGGAGUUUGGAGAAAAUGUUAACAGGGGCCUGUGAUUGAUCCAGUUUUAUCUUCUUACUUUGUCUUAGAUGACAUGUUUUAAAUGUCCACGGUGCGGCAGAGGGAAAUGUUUUUGGGGCAGAGCGCAUCCAGAGACAAACGGAGGCUCCCAUUAAAUCAGUGAUUGCACCAAAUCGGUUCAAGUUUUAACUGCGCGGAGUAGAAAUUUACUCCCCCCCGGUCAAAGCGCACUGAUGAUGUCUCUAGUGGUUCACCUGAAGACGGUAGCUCACCUUCGAGGGAAAGGUGACAGGAUCGCGAAAGUUACAUUCAGAGGUCUGCCCCUCUGCAGCCGCGUAGCAGAGAACUGUGAGGAGGUGGCUCACUUUAAUGAGACUUUUCGGUGGCCCAUUGCCAGCAGACUUGAUGAAAAUGAGAUGUUGGAGAUCCAAGUGUACAAUUAUAGCAAAGUCUUCUCAAAUAGACUGGUUGGGACAUUUUGUAUGGUGCUUCAGAAAGUGGCUGAAGAGGGACAUUUAGAGCUGACAGAUACCCUCAUUGAUGACAACAACACAUCAAUAAAGACAAGCGUCACCAUAGAUAUCAAAUACCAGCAAAUGGAUGGCACAAUGGGAAUGUGGAGCGAUGGAGAAUUCUUGGAUGUUCCUGAUGACCGUGAUGGGAUGUUUUCCUUUGAAACAGACAGCUUGCUUUCCGGACAGAGCCACGGGUCAAGGACAUCCCCUGGAAGGUCCUUGCAGGGGUCCAUACCAACCUUCAGGAAAGCAGGGAGAGGAGUUUUCUCAGCCAUGAAACUUGGCAAGACAAAAAGCUCCAAAGACGACCAUAAGAGAGGAGAUGAACCAGCAGUCCUGGUAAUGGAAGAUCUGGAUAAGAAAGCCAUGCGUCUUGCUGGAAUGCUGGAGCCGGACACAAUAUCUAUGGCCUCAGUGACUGCCGUCACAACUAACGUUUCCAAUAAAAGGUCAAAGCCAGAUAUCAAGAUGGAACCAAGCUCUGGAAGGCCAGUUGAUUAUCAGAUCAGCAUCACAGUCAUUGAGGCUCGACAGCUAAUUGGCCUAAACAUGGACCCCGUGGUGUGUGUCGAGGUCGGAGAUGACAAGAAAUAUACAUCCAUGAAGGAGUCCACCAAUUGCCCAUACUAUAAUGAGUAUUUUGUCUUCGAUUUCCACGUCCCUCCAGAUGUCAUGUUUGACAAGGUCAUCAAGCUCUCGGUUAUUCAUUCUAAAAACCUUUUAAGAAGUGGAACAUUGGUGGGAACCUUUAAGAUGGAUGUUGGGACUGUUUACUCUCAGCCUGAACACCAGUUCUACCACAAAUGGGCCAUCCUGUCUGAUCCUGAUGACAUCACAGCUGGGUGCAAAGGAUACGUAAAGUGUGACAUUGCUGUUGUUGGGAAAGGUGACAACAUUAAGACCCCUCAUAAAGCCAAUGAGACGGAUGAGGAUGACAUAGAGGGAAAUCUGCUCCUCCCAGAAGGCAUCCCAGCAGAGAGGCAGUGGGCUAGAUUUUAUAUCAAGAUCCACCGUGCUGAGGGACUUCCUAAAAUGAACACCAGCAUCAUGGCGAAUGUGAAAAAGGCCUUCAUUGGAGAAAACAGAGACCUUGUUGACCCCUAUGUUCAAGUGCAGUUUUCUGGGCAAAAGGGAAAGACUUCAGUCCAGAAGAGCAGCUACGAACCAAUCUGGAAUGAGCAAGUCAUCUUCACAGAGCAAUUUCCUCCUCUUUGCAAAAGGAUCAAGGUACAGAUUAGAGACUCGGAUAAGGUCAAUGACGUUGCCAUAGGAACCCACUUCAUCGAUCUACGGAAGAUCUCAAAUGAUGGUGAUAAAGGCUUUUUGCCCACACUGGGUCCAGCCUGGGUCAACAUGUACGGCUCCACUCGUCAGUACACACUGAUGGACGAGCACCAGGACUUAAAUGAUGGGCUCGGGGAAGGCGUAUCCUUCAGAGCACGCCUCCUAAUUUCUGUAGCUGUGGAGAUCCUGGAUACCACAUCGCCUGAAAUCAUCUGCUCAACUGAGGUUCAAGUGGAACCUGUCUCCAACAUCUCAGAGAGUGCCACAGGGAAAAUGGAAGAGUUCUUCUUGUUUGGUUCGUUUCUGGAGGCUACCAUGAUAGACAGGAAGAUUGGUGACAAACCGAUAAAUUUUGAAAUCACAAUAGGAAAUUAUGGCAACCAGAUUGAUGGUGUGAGCAAAUCUUCCUCUGUGAAGAAGAAAAAGAAAGAAGGAGAGAAUGAAGAGGAGGAAAAUGAGCUGAUCCAGAACUCCAGUGAGGAUGAGGACGAAGAGGAUGGGGACCUCACCUCAGUCUCCUCAACUCCUCCCAUGAAGCCUUUCACCACAGACAGAAACUACUUCCAUUUGCCCUACUUUGAAAAAAAGCCAUGUGUCUACAUCAAGAGCUGGUGGCAGGACCAGAGAAGACGGCUUUAUAACUCAAACAUGAUGGAUAAGAUUGCAGACAAGUUGGAAGAGGGCCUAAAUGAUGUUCAAGAGAUUAUUAAGACAGAGAAGGCCUUUCCAGAGCGCAGACUGAGAGGAGUUCUGGAGGAGCUCAGUGUUGGCUGCAGUCGGUAUGUGACACUUGCUAACAAAGACGUGAACCUGGCAGGCAGAACCAAGCUUGAUCGAGAACGGGUCAAGUCUUCCAUGAGAGAGAUGGAUAGUAUGGGACAGCAGGCCAAACAGAUCCGCACACAGGUGAAGAAAAACACAGUCAAAGACAAACUCAGGCUGGUGCAGAACUUCCUGCAGAGACUCCGUUUCCUUGCUGAUGAGCCUCAGCACUGCAUCCCAGAUGUUUUCAUCUGGAUGAUGAGCAACAACAAGCGCAUCGCCUAUGCUCGGAUUCCUUCCAAAGAUAUUUUGUACUCCAUGGUGGAUGAAGAAACUGGCAAAGACUGUGGGAAAGUCAAAGCGGUCUUUCUCAAGCUGCCUGGUAAGAAGGGAUUUGGCCCUAAUGGAUGGACAGUUCAGGUGAAAUUGGAGUUAUAUCUGUGGCUCGGCCUGAACAAGAACCGGAAGGACUUCCUAAAUGGUCUCCCAAAUGGUUUUGAAGAGAUUAAAGCCCCCAAAACGGGCCCUGGGCUUCAGUCUGUACCUCCAGUCACCCUCAUCUACAACAUGAAGCAAGUGUUCCAGCUGAGAGCUCACAUGUACCAGGCCCGCAGUCUGUUUGCUGCUGACAGCAGUGGGCUUUCGGACCCCUUCGCUCGGGUUUUCUUCUCUGCACAAAGCCAGGUUACUGAGGUUCUAAAUGAGACUCUCUGCCCCACGUGGGACCAGCUGCUGGUGUUUGAUGAUGUAGAGCUGUUUGGAGAGGCUAGUGAGCUGAGAGACGAUCCUCCGAUCAUUGUGGUUGAAUUCUAUGACCAAGACACUGUGGGUAAGGCAGAGUUUAUAGGUCGUACGUUUGCAAAGCCCACCAUUAAGAUGUGUGACGAGCCAUACGGGCCCCCAAGGUUCCCCCCACAGCUCGAGUACUACCAGAUAUACAGAGGGAACAGCACUGCAGGCGAGCUGCUAGCUGCCUUUGAGCUACUACAGAUACCCUUUGAUACAGAGGAGAUCAGGCGAGCUCUAAUUGCUGUCCAUGACUUUGCUGUUCCUCAAAUAAAGAUUGGUCAAGGAGGCAGGGCUGACCUUCCUCCUCUUGAAGGGCCGACAGAGUCAGAGCGCGGACCCAUCCUUCCUGUGCCACUGGGCAUACGUCCUGUCCUGAGUCGCUACCGCAUAGAGGUAUUAUUCUGGGGAUUAAGAGACCUGAAAAGGAUCAACUUGGCCCAAGUUGAUCGACCCCGAGUGGACAUAGAGUGUGCAGGACGAGGAGUUCAAUCUGCCCUCAUUCAGAACUACAAGAAGAAUCCUAACUUCAGCACCCUGGUCAAAUGGUUUGAAGUGGACCUGCCAGAAAACGAGCUUCUCCAUCCUCCUCUUAAUAUCCGGGUGGUGGACUGCAGAGCAUUUGGACGCUACAUCCUGGUUGGGUCCCACGCUGUUUCCACCCUGAGACGUUUUAUCUACAGUCCUCCUGACAAAAGCUGUAACAAUUGGGCCUCUGCAGCUAAGCUAAUGAAUGGCUACAUGGUUCUAACCAAUGGCUGCUCCCACGCUCGCUCCUCACCCAGCUAUUCUUCCCGCACCUUCUCUCGCCCCGCAGGUGACAUCGCCGUCAACCUAGAAGCUGAGUCCCCAAUACGAAAGAUGGACACAGUUGUCAAGUUGGAUGCUAUGUCAGAUGCUGUUGUAAAAGUUGACAUGAGUGAAGAAGAGAGUGACAAAGAAAAAAAGAAGAAGAAAAAGAAGAAGAAGGGAGGAGUGGAGGAGGAGGAAGAGACAGAUGAGAGGGUGCUGGACUGGUGGUCCAAAUAUUUUGCCUCCAUUGAGACGCUGAAAGAGAACCUCAGAGCCCAGGAAGCAGCUCAGGCAGAGGCAGAGGAGAGGGAAGACCUGGAAAUGGUAGCCGAGGCAACAGAUAUCAGACCCGAAGAUCUACAUCUAAAAGGCUCCAAGAUGAAAGAAAGGUUCAAAGAGAAGAAAAGCUUCAAGGACAAGAAGAAAAGUCAUGCUGCGGACGGCUUAGAGAAACGACCCCUUAAAGCAAGAGUGGACGAGCUGAUGGUGUACAACAAAGAGCUGGAGUAUGAGUAUGGCAACUUUGAGGAUUGGCUUCACACGUUCAACUUGUACAGAGGAAAAGCUGGAGAUGACGAUGAACAUGCCCUGGAUGAUGACAGGAUUGUUGGCAGAUUCAAGGGGUCCUUAUGUAUGUACAAAGUACCUCUUUCUCAGGAGAUCACAAGAGAAGCAGGGUAUGAUCCCAAUAUGGGGAUGUUCCAGAGCAUUCCGCAUAACGAUCCCAUUCGCGUUCUUGUCCGUGUCUUUGUGGUCAGGGCCACAGACCUUCAUCCUGCUGAUAUCAAUGGGAAGGCUGAUCCAUACGUCGUCAUUAAGCUGGGCAAGUCAGAAAUAAAAGACAAAGAGAACUACAUCUCCAAGCAGCUCAAUCCUGUAUUUGGCAAAUCCUUUGACAUUGAAGCCACCUUCCCCAUGGAGUCAAUGUUAACAGUGUCCGUGUACGACUGGGACCUGGUCGGCACUGAUGACCUAAUCGGAGAGACAAAGAUCGACCUGGAGAAUCGGUUCUACAGCAAGUACAGAGCAACAUGUGGCAUUGCGUCAAACUACUCUCUGCAUGGAUACAACAUUUGGCGUGAUCCUAUGAAACCAAGCCAGAUCCUAGCUAAGUUCUGUAAGGAAGGAAAGAUUGACGGACCUCAUUAUGGGCCGGGAGGCAAAGUCAAAGUGGCGAAUCGAAUCUUUACUGGACCAACAGAAAUAGAGGAUGAAAAUGGUCUAAAGAAGCAGACAGAGGAGCAUUUAGCCCUGAUCGUGUUGAACCACUGGGAGGAGAUCCCGCGAGUUGGCUGCAAGCUUGUUCCUGAACAUGUGGAAACCAGACCCCUUCUAAACCUGGACAAACCUGGAAUCGAGCAGGGGCGUAUUGAGAUGUGGGUGGACAUGUUUCCAAUGGAUAUGCCCGCUCCUGGACCUGCAAUUGACAUAUCACCACGAAAACCAAAAAGAUAUGAGCUCAGGGUGAUUAUUUGGAAUACUGAUGAAGUAAUACUGGAAGACGAUGAUUACUUCACUGGGGAAAAGUCCAGUGACAUAUUUGUCAGGGGUUUUGAGCUUCGUGUUAUUAUUUGGAACACUGAUGACGUAAUUCUAGAGGACGAUGCUUUCUUGACAGGAGAGAAGAUGUCUGACAUCUAUGUCAGGGGAUGGCUGAAGGGGCAGCAAGAAGACAAACAGGACACAGAUGUGCAUUACCACUCCCUGACUGGUGAGGGUAAUUUCAACUGGCGCUUCGUCUUCCCCUUCGAUUACCUCAUGGCUGAGGAGAAGAUCGUCAUCUCUAAGAAAGAGUCCAUGUUCUCUUGGGACGAGACUGAAUACAAGAUCCCUCCUCGUCUCACGCUGCAGGUCUGGGAUGCCGACCACUUUUCUGCUGAUGACUUCCUAGGGGCUAUUGAGCUGGACCUGAACAGGUUCCCCCGCGGCGCAAAGACAGCCAAGCAGUGCACUCUCGACAUGAUCCGAAAUGAGCAGGAGCUUCCCACCAUUUCCAUCUUCAAGCAGAAAAGGGUCAAAGGCUGGUGGCCUUUUGUGGCGCGUGAUGAGAACGACGAGAUGGAGCUCACAGGCAAAGUUGAGGCUGAGCUUCACCUUGUGACUGCAGAGGAAGCAGAGAAAUGUCCUGUGGGACUGGGACGAAAUGAGCCAGACCCACUGGAGAAACCAAAUCGCCCAGACACCACCUUCCUGUGGUUCCUGAGCCCGCUGAAAGCCAUCCGCUACCUGGUGUGCAAUCGCUACAAGUGGCUGAUCAUCAAGAUAGUGCUGGCCCUGCUACUGCUCAUCAUGAUCGGCCUCUUCCUCUACAGCAUGCCGGGCUACCUUGUCAAGAAGAUGCUAGGGGCUUAGUGCACCGUUGGGAGGAAGGGGAGGAUAAUGAGGGCGGGGGGGUUACAGGGGGAUCAAGAGCACAAAUCAUGGCUCACCUACUAGGAGGGACUCCUCUCCAAUCCCCUCUGGUAUUUGUAACACUACUUAAUGCUUUAGCAGACAAUUGCAUGGGAUUCAUUUCAUGUGAUGCUACAUGAGCUACAUACACUGUCUGACUGAUGACUGAUGUUAAUAGGGAACAAAUGAAGGUGAUUCUUGAUAACACUUUGCCUUCCUUCUGUUUGAGCAUUUAUAAGAACUUCAUAACCUUUCAGAAACUUUCAGGCUUUAUAAUACAUAGCAUAAACACACAUAGCACAUUUAUAGGGGAUAUAUCAUGCUUUUAAAGUAAAGAAACCUUGAGAGACUAAAUGAAAGUUUUCUGCUCUCCUACAGAGUCCAAGUACACAACAAAAUGUAUUUAAGGGCUAAAAAUUGGAUUUUGCAUGAAAUGUCCCCUUUAAAGUAAAAGUGAUGUUUUUAUUUUAUACUUACAGUUCUUUAUAUUCUAUCAUCUAUAUACAGGGGUUGGACAAUGAAACUGAAACACCUGGUUUUAGACCACAAUAAUUUAUUAGUAUGGUGUAGGGCCUCCUUUUGCGGCCAAUACAGCGUCAAUUCGUCUUGGGAAUGACAUA
Messenger RNA from Girardinichthys multiradiatus, 7298 nucleotides. It is a transcript of the gene otofa, whose product is annotated as otoferlin a. Gene Ontology annotation, molecular function: calcium ion binding; AP-2 adaptor complex binding. Gene Ontology annotation, cellular component: presynaptic active zone membrane; synaptic vesicle membrane. The transcript is spliced from 48 exons. Gene Ontology annotation, biological process: synaptic vesicle priming; plasma membrane organization. The record is from RefSeq and is a predicted model, not a curated record. Lineage: Eukaryota; Metazoa; Chordata; Actinopteri; Cyprinodontiformes; Goodeidae. Bases 382 to 6639 code for a protein of 2085 amino acids.